UAUAAACAAAUGCUACGAUGUAACUUGUUUUCAUCUUCUUCUACAAUAAUACAACACGAUACUUCUCUCCAUUUUUGCUACUGUCAAAGCUUUUUCUUCAAUAUAAAUGAUAUUUGAUCAUGGUAUCAGAGCCAGAUGUACUGAUAUCUUGAUUAUCUGCAAUCAUCUUCUUCAAUCCUUCGAUUUCCUGCAAAUUAUUGGAUCGUUCUUCAUUCAAUUAUAUGGAUCGACGAUCUAGCACACAACUUUCUCAUCAGAAGGACGCCAGAAGAAGAAGCAGAAGUACUCGACACAUAUAGCUCAUGAACUCUGAUAAUCCUAACUCUAACCUGGUGAGUGUUCUACUUACUGGAAACAACUACUUGUCAUGAAGUAGAUCCAUGUUAAUUGCAUUAAGAGCCAAAGAUAAAUUAGGUUUAUCAAUAGCACAUGCCAUAGAUUGCAUCUGAUUCAUCAUUGUAUGAGAAAUGGUUAACAGUGGAUAGUAUGGUUAUAUCUUGGAUAUUGAACUCAAUUUCCAAGGAUAUUGUUGAAGCUUUCUUGUACACAAAUAGCGCACAAGAAUUAUGGAAAAAUCUAUCUCAAGUUUUGGAGAGAGUAAUGGACCCCUGCUCUAUCAAAUCAAACAAGAGAUCUCAGGUUUAACACAAGGAAAUCUCUCUACUAUGGUGUAUUUUACAAGGCUUAAGAAGUUGUGGGAUGAAUUGCAGUGUCUGAAACCCUUACCUAAUUGUAAAUGUGGAGCAUCUAAGGCCAUGGCAGAAGUAGAAAAUGAAGACAGACUAAUUCAGUUCUUAAUGGGGUUAAAUUAAAGUUAUGAUAAUGUGAAGAAUCAAAUCCUGAUUAUGGAGCCACUACCUAGUGUGAGUCGUGCUUAUUCAAUGUACAAAAACCUUCUAGAGCAGCAUUUCAAUAAAGUAAAUUCAAAGAACAUAUAAGAAAGAUGUGAAAGUCAUUCAAUAAGAAGAGAGAAGAAAGGUUUUAUGACUACUGCAGAGUAGGGGGUCAUUCAAAGGAGAGUUGCUUUAAAUUGCAUGGGUAUCUUGAGUGGUUUUAUGAACUCAAAUAAUUCCAAAUCAUGGUCCUUGCGGAUCGGAUCAUCCAUAUAUAUACAAAAAGAAACACAAGAAUGCAAGAGCUAAUUGUCACGGGCCUAGAGUCUCGCGCAACACUGCGCCCGUGCGGCGCCCCGGGAGCCCUCCCGCUUGACUCCAAGGCAAGCCUUGCCAUACCGUACCACACUGGUUUCGACCUGCCAUGGGCUCAUCAGGAGAGCGGCCCAGCUCUCGACCAGUUGUCCCUGUGGCACAAUACCCCGCCUGCAUGCAGGCUUUGCAUGGGGUAAGGACCACUAGGGCAUAACAACGCCUAAUCCGCUAAGCCGCCCCAAUCCACGCAGGUUGAAACGCAGCUAAGUACGCUCUUCACAUGCGGCCUAACACGGUCACGGAAUUUGUCCGUGACGUAAUGCUAGCAUGAGUUCAACAACUGUAGAAACACCAAUAACAGACACAAGUUUUCCCCAAGACACAUACAAUAAUCUCAAUGACAACAUAACUAAGUUGAUUCAGCAGGAGGUGAUGAAGGCAAUUAAAGGGAAAGGCAUUCAAGAGGAUAAACACAAUCGUGAUACUUCUAUGGUCAAUAUAAGCUUUGAUUUGCAGACUGAUGUUGUCAUUGCCAUUGGAAAAGUUGAAAGCAACCUAUACCAUCUAAAUUCUACCUCUUUUCUUAGAAAUGUAACAAAUAAUGCAUGCUUCUCUUCAAAUAUUGCAAACUUAGCAAAUAAUACCUGUCAGAACCACAAGAAUCAUGUCAGUUUGUUAUGGCAUAUUAGAUUGAAAUACCUUUCUGAACAGAAACUUAAACAUGUACCUCAUUUACCCGGUUAUGAUGCAAAAUCAUUUGAUUGCUUUGUAUGUCCCUUGUCCAAACAACAAACACAACCUUUUUACCCUAGCACAAGUCGUGCUGAUAAUUCCUUUGAUUUAGUUCACAUGGAUUUAUGGGGACCAUAUAUAUUAUAACUUCUUCGAAUGGAGCUAGAUACAUGGUUACCAUAGUAGAGGAUAAAAGCAGAUACACGCGCCCCUAACCAAAAUUUUUUUAAAGAGAAUCAGCCCAUAAAAUUUUGAAAUUGUUUUAUUUUAUUCUUUAAAAUAGUAAAUUUUUUUAAUUUCUCCUUUCUUAACUCUUGAAAUUUCUUUUAGCCUCCUAAGUUUAAUUCCUAACUCCUUUGCUGAAUA
Messenger RNA from Jatropha curcas, 2246 nucleotides. The record is from RefSeq and is a predicted model, not a curated record. Lineage: Eukaryota; Viridiplantae; Streptophyta; Magnoliopsida; Malpighiales; Euphorbiaceae.